CUCAACUUUAACCUCUUUGCCAGUCUUUGCUUUGACAACAAAAAUAAAAAUAAUAAUUUAGUAACUCACUAGUAAUGUUGUUAUUAUAAGUAAUAUCUCAGUUAAUAACUAAUUCAUAAAUAAUAACACACACAACAUACAACCCCUGAACAUCAUCAUCAUGACUGAAACAACUCAAAUUCCUUUGAAAUCUAAAGACUUCUACAGAACUAUUUUCAAUAAGUAUGAUAGGAAUAAAGAUGGGUUAAUUAGUUUGAAUGAAUUGAUAGAACUCAUAGAAAGUCGGGAGUAUGAAGAAGACAUUCCCCAGUAUUGUGUGAGAAAAAUCCUCAAAUUGCAUGACUAUAAUGAAGAUCAACAGCUAAAUUUCGAGGAAUUCCACGAAAUGAUCAAUAAUCCUGAUCUGCAAUAUGUUUUUGGCCACUAUAUAAAUAGGUACAUAAAUUGGAUCAUUCCACGAAGACAACACCCGUCGAGAACUGUUACUGAUGGACUUUACGAAGAAGAAUAUUCGUGCUAUCCCCCGGCAGUCGGGAUGAUUAUUCUAUCACUCAUUCAGGUAAUAAUUUUCUGUGUUGACGAGGCGACAGAACAUGACUCAACUAGGUCUGCGACAGGUCCUGCUGCUAUAGUAUUUAUUUAUGAACCUAGCAAGCGAAGAGAAGUCUGGAGAUAUAUAACCUACAUGUUUGUCCAUAUAGGGAUUUUCCAUCUGCUCAUCAACCUGCUGGUGCAGGUACUGCUCGGCAUCCCGCUGGAGAUGGUGCACAAAUGGUGGCGAGUGCUCUUGGUGUACUCGGCCGGAGUGUUGGCCGGCUCGUUGGGCACCUCCAUCGUCGAUCCCACGGUGAAACUAGCUGGGGCCAGCGGAGGCGUUUACGCGCUGGUUACUGCCCAUAUAGCGUCCAUCAUUAUGAACUGGAACGAAAUGUCAUACCCCAUCGCCCAGUUGCUUCUCUUCCUGUUGGUGGCCAUCUCCGAUAUCGGCACGGCCAUCUACAAUCGAUACGUGCUGGACAUCAAUGAGCACAUAGGUUAUGCGGCCCAUUUCGCCGGUGCUCUGGCUGGUCUGCUGGUAGGCAUCAACGUGCUCAGGAAUCUAAGCGUGACGAGGACAGAGAGAGUGAUCUGGUGGGUAUCGAUGGUUACUUUUAGUGUGUUGAUGGGGAUUUGCGUCGUUUGGAAUUUGGCUUGGAAGAGCUAUUUCCCGAGAGAAGUGUGAUUUUUAU
This is a messenger RNA of Phaedon cochleariae (mustard beetle), 1229 nucleotides long. The record is from the annotation of a GenBank genome assembly. NCBI's taxonomy places the organism in Eukaryota, Metazoa, Arthropoda, Insecta, Coleoptera, Chrysomelidae.